Contarinia nasturtii (swede midge) is the source of this 882-nucleotide messenger RNA. RefSeq lists its product as uncharacterized. The record is from RefSeq and is a predicted model, not a curated record. Lineage: Eukaryota; Metazoa; Arthropoda; Insecta; Diptera; Cecidomyiidae. The transcript has 2 exons. Bases 53 to 781 code for a protein of 242 amino acids.
UGUAAGUUCAGUAAGUUUUUAAACUCUAUCGCUUUGUGAAUACAUUUCAAAUAUGAAUUUUGUUGUCUUCGUGUUUUUUGCGUUUGUCGCAAAAGAAAUUAUGGCCGAUCCACAACUGAAGACCUCAAUAAUAUUACAGCAAGGAAUAUUAGCAGAAUCGGAAAACUUUGUCACAUCGGUGCCACAACAACAACAGCUUCUUGGCAACACAGAUGUGGAAGUUUACGGUGCAAGUUUGGGACACAGAAAUAGCGACAUGAGAUCACUUUUGGGUGAUGUCUCAUCUGGAAUUCAAACGUUAAAGUAUAUUAUUCGUGCCUCCACGAAUACCGUAUUGCAGAAGAUCUCAACGAAUAACAUUAUUAUGAACUACAAAGACGAUUUGAGACCUGAGAUACUGUAUAACGUUCCCGAUAAAAAUUUGACAAACAUAUUCAAUGCACUUGUGGAAAUGAAUAAUGCAACGGACAAUUUUAAAAAUGAUGUAUUGCAAUGCGAACGAGAAUUGGUUGUGCUAAUGUUUCCGAGAACGUUUCAAAAUUUAGUAGAACAAAUUCGCCAGUUAAUACCAUAUGCUCCAGAAAGUCGACAAGCUUUUAUAAACAAGAUUUCAGAAGUUAAAACAUAUAUUAUAAAUCCAAUAUUGGAAGCGGUAGUCACUUCUUAUCACGGUAAACAUCUUCAAGAAUGCAUCUUUAUCGCUUAUGAUAAAUGCUUGAGAGCCCGACAAAAGGGACAUACUGUCAUUUUUACUGCGACAGGUUCAAUCCCCAGACACUAAUUUUAAUAGUAUUUGGUCAGGUUUUAAUUAGUCUUUGGUACUAUUUUUCCUGUAAACAACCGAAAUUCAACCAAUUCAAAUAAAUUUUGAGAAAAAACAAA